GUUAAAAGAUUGAUUGAUAGACUGUUCAUUCAGUAUAAUCUGUUACAUCAUUGUCUGUUCGUUAUAAACUUAGACUUCAGUGAUUGUUAACUAAAUGAAUCAAGUUUGAAUAGAACCGCUAGUAUUAACUAACCUAAGUGACGGGCAUAUCGACUGAAUUGUCCGGCGUGAAGUUCAAGAAAUAGCCCUGCCCCUGACGAUACAGAUGCGCUAGUGGAACUCCUGAUGGCAAGCUGUGGUGAGGUUGACCACUCUGCUGGCUCGCUAGCACCCAGCAGGAAAGGGGCCGGCGAAACGUGCUCCGGAUCGGGAGGGCUCUCGCCAUCUCUGCCCGUUCCGGAAUGUGCCAUUUGCCUCCAGACGUGCGUCCACCCCGUGCGCCUCCCCUGCCGGCACAUUUUCUGUUUCCUGUGCGUUAAAGGAGCGUCUUGGCAGAGCAAACGUUGCGCCCUCUGCAGACAGGAAGUUCCCGACGACUUUCUGGAACGACCCACCCUGUUGUCACCUGAGGAGCUGAAGGCUAGUGCAAGAGGACAAGGCACGGGCGAAUACGCCUGGUACUACGAGGGCCGUAAUGGUUGGUGGCAGUAUGAUGAGCGUACCAGUCGUGAGCUGGAAGACGCCUUCUCCAAGGGGAAGAAGACCACGGAAAUGCUGAUCGCCGGUUUUCUGUACGUGGCCGACCUGGAGAACAUGGUGCAGUACAGGCGAAACGAACACGGCCGGCGUCGCAAGAUGAAACGAGAUGUCGUGGACAUUCCCAAGAAGGGCGUGGCCGGAUUACGGCUGGAUGCGGACGCCGUCGCACAAGCCGCGGUACGGGAAAACUCUGCCGACGGGGCGGACGCUUCCGUGUCGCGCGGGGUGGGAUCCGUUCAGGGCACUUCCUCUGGUAGACCCCCCGCCUCUCUCAGGGCUCCGCCCACAAGCACCACCAGCUCCUCCCCUGACCAUAGCUCCUCCCUGGAGAGUGCCUUCGACCAGUUACAGAUCAGUCCAUCUGUUGCCCAGCAACGAGGGGUUAUCGGAGAGGAGGAAGACAGAGACGAAAGCAGCUCUCCCAGAGAAUCCUCUGACUUAAAUACCUCAGUGGAGGAACUGGCGAGCAGCAGCGAGGAAGAGGAAGACGAGGAAGAGGAGGAGGGUGAAGCCGAAGGAGAAGAAACACAGGGCAGGCACAGACUGUAUCAGCUGGGCUCAAACCCAGUUAACAGAUCGCCUCCCGGUGGUCACUCCACCGCCGCUACCACCACUGGCGUGCGAGGGAGAAGGCCAGACGGCCAAUGCACAGUGACUGAGGUGUGAACUUACUUAUCACCUUACGCUGGAAAUUACAUUCAGUCGAUAUUGCACUCAGAAAAGAAAAAAAAAAAAAAAAAGGCAACUCCAACAGCAACUGAAGUCUUGUAGACUGUAGAUUCAUUAGGUCUCAAAUGUAAUAUGGCUUGAUCAACAUCUGCCCACCUCCCCAACUAAAAAAGCUGUUCGAAAUAGUCCUAUUUUCAUGGUCGAUCUCUUACUUUUGGUUUGUGAAAACUUGUUUUGUUGAAUGUGAAUUUGUGGUUUCCUCUAAACUGUCAUUGUUGAAUGUGCUGCUGACAUUUUAUGUCACGCCUUUAAUGUCGUAUUCCCAAAACCAUAAGCAAGAAAUGUAGGUCUGUCUGACCAGUAACCCCUCUCGUCCAAUCAAGUAUUUUAUUUUAUUUGUUUUAUUUUCAGCGGUUAGGAAUUUGGUUGACGUUGAGAACUACAGUUUGUCACUCUCCAAAUAUCAGCUAACAUCAUGCUUUGGUUGUAAUUUUCAAGUAGUGUUAUUUUGUGUUCAGUAAUGAAAGUGUGGUUUGGAGUUCUUAAUUCAUAUUUCAGUGACUACAUGCUCAUCAUUUUCAUAACUUGUGCAUGCAUCAUAAAUAGGAAAGGGGGGUUAUCAUUACUGACAAUGGUAAUUAUAGGGUUUAUUUGGUAUUUUAU
This is a messenger RNA of Chanos chanos (milkfish), 1971 nucleotides long. Its product is annotated as E3 ubiquitin-protein ligase rnf146-like. Gene Ontology annotation, biological process: Wnt signaling pathway; ubiquitin-dependent protein catabolic process. NCBI's taxonomy places the organism in Eukaryota, Metazoa, Chordata, Actinopteri, Gonorynchiformes, Chanidae. The coding region runs from base 226 to 1305 and encodes 359 amino acids. Gene Ontology annotation, cellular component: cytoplasm; nucleus. Gene Ontology annotation, molecular function: ubiquitin protein ligase activity; zinc ion binding; poly-ADP-D-ribose binding. The record is from RefSeq and is a predicted model, not a curated record. The transcript has 3 exons.